Camellia sinensis is the source of this 1087-nucleotide messenger RNA. The record is from RefSeq and is a predicted model, not a curated record. NCBI's taxonomy places the organism in Eukaryota, Viridiplantae, Streptophyta, Magnoliopsida, Ericales, Theaceae.
GGUGGAGUACUUCGGUCUUGUCUGCUAACCUGCGCAGGUCUGCCAUAUAUUUGCAAGCUCAGAAGAUCAUGAUGCCCUUUCAUUUCAUCAUCACCACAGCUCUUUCACUGUUCUCCUCUCUCUCUCUCUAUUAAAGCCCCCAACAUAUCAGUCCCACCUCUCUCUCUCUCUCUCUCUCUCUCAACCCAUACUUUCUUUCUCUCUCUCCUCUCUCUCUCUCUCUCCAAAAGUAUAGUCUAGUCUUUAGUCAUGGCGGAUGGUUUCGAACCCUACCAUGUCCCACAACAAAGCAGAAGAGAUAAGCUCAGAGUGGUCGUCCAAACCGACCCCUCCGGGUGCGCAGGUUUACUCCCUCUCUACGAUCCAUCUCUCUUCCCCUCCGAUUUGCUAUCCUGCGCCAAUCUCCACCACCACCAAAACAACCACAACCCACUUCUGGAUGAACCCACCAAGCCAAACCCAACUCAUAAUUCAACUGUCAAACGAGAGGGUGUGAAUUUGAUGGGUUAUGUAGGUUCAUCAUCUUCCACUUCACAACAACAACAACAACACAUCUAUAUGGAUCCACAAUCUUCUUUACACAUGAACCCUAGCUCAAUUCAUGAUAUUAGCAACAACCCAUUUCUCUUCACCCCUCAAAACCUUAGAGUUUAUGAUCAGUCCUUUAAUGGUGAUGAAGUUGUGGUGUAUAAACCUGAACCAUUGUCUUUAUCUCUCUCUUCCCAUCAAACCCACCAAAGCACUCUUCCUCUAGAACUCAAUCCACAAAGAUACGAGUCUUCAAUUUUCACUGACAAGGUCUCCGGUGGUGUCUAUGUUGUUCCGAGCAUUGUUGGUGGCGGCGGCGGCGGCGGUUCGGGGGCGAAUGACUUGUCGAGGAGCUCGGUCCCUCUCGGGCCGUUUACGGGUUAUGGGUCGAUUCUGAAGGGGUCGAGGUUCUUGAAGCCUGCACAGCAAUUGUUGGAAGAGAUUUGUGAUGUGGGUUUGGGGAUUUACGCUGAAAAGAUCACCGAAGACUCGGGUUUGAUGGAUGCUCCGGUGGAGAAUUUGGGUGGAAGUGGGGUUGUUGAGGAGUCGGUUAGCGGCG